UCGACUCUACUGUUACGCAGGCGAGACCAAAGACUAAAAUCACCACCAGGCCAGCAAUUACUUGACGAUGGGAGUCUUUACGGUCUACUUGGACAGGAUCGCCAAUCUUCGAGACAGCGAUACGCUUGGAAAGUCUGAUCCAUACGUCAAGUUUGAGCUAGAACAAGACAAUUUCGUCUUCGAUAAGGGAUUUGGCAAGCAAAUUUCUUCCAAAAAGAAGAACGAUCUUAAUCCUGAGUACGGCGAAACGUUCACAUUCAAAGGUGUUCCGUCCAUGAAUAAUAUCGUGCUACACGUCAAGGUUAUGGACGACGAUAUCGGUUUUGAUGACGAAAUUGGAUCAGCGAAAAUAUCUAUGGAAAAGCUUGGGUUGACGAAAGUACCAAAGGAGAUCGAGAGGGUAAUUGACCACAAAAAGGGUGGAGGCUGGUUUUCGAGAAAAGCCAAGAUUUAUCUGAAGGUCUCCUUUGACGAGGGUGGCGAGUAAAAGAGUGGGUUGCGUGGACACACAGACGUCCAGCAAUACGUCUUUCGGUUUUCGAUGAAUACAUUGUCUAUGUGACAGCUAACUUUUUAGAAUUGAGGAAUGCUCAGCGUCUUUCGUAGUGUCUUUGAAUAGGGAAGAAAUUCAGUGCGUCGCUCUUACCGUCGGCAAAUGCAGAAUUCGCUAUUCUUGCUCUCUGCUCGAUCAAAGAGGUUGUUAUAAAAAGACGGCUACAGGUGACGGUCCGGAGCCAUCACAAUUUGAUAAAUAUCUCAACUAGGCUGCCGCUGCUGUAUGCUUUUCGAUGCUACUGUCAGUGAUUCCGACAAAAAAUUCGGAUUCUUCUGCCAUUCUUUUGAUAACACGGGUGAGACUCGCAUGCGUCGAGUGCGCUUCCAAAAGGCUCCCUCGGGAAAAAAGAAGCACGCCGAUAGUAUUGAGAUGCAUAGCGGCAGCAAUCGUCUGCUGAGUGUAUCGCAGAUGGUCUUCGGGUGAGGCGCGAAUCUGAUUUUGUAAAAUAAAAUGUCCCACCCGGAGAACUUUUGCUGCCCGGGUGAGUGCUUUGUUGGAAGUGCCCUUGUCCACUUGCAUACGCGCAAGGCAAAUCUGAGAAAAUCCCAUAUUUUGCAGCAAAAUUGCGGCGGUGAGUUCAACAUCUUUUUCAUCAUGAACUCCGUGGAGUCCCCAGUCGAUACUGGUUUCUAUGCAGACACAAAUACCGACUGAUGUUGCCCGGGUUUGAUUCAGCAAAAGCUUCAUGGCUGAUGAUUUCCAUUCGUUGCUAGGUAUGACAACAAUAGGUAGUUCACUUUGGGUGGAAACUCCUUUUUUGUUUGAAUUAGAAAGGCGCUGUGAUGCAAGUCGAAGUCUGUCUUCAGACUCAAACAUCGCAGCGCGAGGCGUUGCUAGAUCGGAAACGUCAGAAUCAACAGAAUGCCGGAAUGAUAGCUGAAUGGCAGAAAUCGCAUCUUUGAAUGCCGUACAGGCUCCUGAAAAGUCAUGUUUCUCGAGAAGACGAACACCAAUAUUAUUCAAAGCGAUGGCGACGCUGUACGCGUGCCGAUGAGUGUCGGAGCUGUGGGUGCUCAUGGCCUCAAGGGAGAUUUAUCACAAUAAAUGAGCGUGAAAGAAGUGUCAACAGUAGCAGAUAACGAGGAGGAAGCGAGAAAG
Phaeodactylum tricornutum CCAP 1055/1 is the source of this 1654-nucleotide messenger RNA. RefSeq lists its product with no specific name. The coding region runs from base 68 to 487 and encodes 139 amino acids. Lineage: Eukaryota; Bacillariophyta; Bacillariophyceae; Surirellales; Neidiaceae. The transcript has a single exon. The record is from RefSeq and is a predicted model, not a curated record.